Molecule: messenger RNA, 3597 nt
Organism: Anguilla rostrata (American eel)
Lineage: Eukaryota; Metazoa; Chordata; Actinopteri; Anguilliformes; Anguillidae
Product: B-cell receptor CD22
Exons: 12
Coding region: 293-2242 (649 amino acids)
Source: RefSeq, a predicted model, not a curated record
GUUUUCGCAGAUGGUCUGAGCAGGAAAUGUGGAGAGCUUCUCCACUUCCUCUGCCCUGUGUUUAGUCCGAUGUUAAGCAUCUUUUGCUCUCCACAUCAGUCGCGGUCUAUACUCGCGAACAAUUAACCGGACAAGAGUUUAAGUCAAUUUAGCGCGCCUUCCAGCAGCCCGUCAUCAAAAGCGAAGACGCACAGUCGUUCGACUUCAUUCUGAAGGGAUUUUCGAGACUUCUUCACGGUUCCAUCUAUGUUCUUUCUGUUAAUAUACUGUAGUUUCAUACCUGAAGGCAAAUAUGUUGGAAGCUGCGUUUGUGUUUAGCAUCGUCUGCAUGGCAUUGCCAGGAGUUUUGGGAAAUGUGUGGUCGGUGUCUUUCCCCAUCAAAGAGUCCUGCGUUUGGGCUGGAACGACAACUACGCUGCCAUGUAGGUACGAGUAUCCCAGCGGGUUCACGGUAACGAACGUGAUGUGGUUCCGUCUCACUGUUGACGGCAAGAGGGAGUUUGUUAUUCACACCGAUCAGAACCUGGUGAGCCCCACCUACAAGGGCAGGACUCGGUACACGGGUAGCUACAAGACGUGCAAUCUACAGAUCACUAAUAUCAGGAGCACCGACAGCGGGCUGUACCACUUCAGGUUUGAGACAGACCGCUGGCAAGGCAAAUGGACCUCAGCUGACGCAGCAACCCUUUCCAUUACAGAGCUUCAAGUAGAAGUCCAUCCAGCUAGAACUGAAAACAGGUUUGCGUCCGGAGAGACUGUUUAUCUGAGAUGCAUUGCGAGGGGAUGUACAGCGUCGGGGAAGACAUUUGCGCUCUACAGGAACGGAGUGAACUUGGGGCCGGCCAAUAACUGGUUCACAAUUUAUAAUUUUGACCAACAACACGCAGGCACGUUCACCUGCCGUAUUCUCCCCCAGCGGAUACAGUCCCCGGGCAUCACGCUGGGUGUUGGCCAUGCUCCGCGAUCGACGUCGGUCACGGUAAGCCCGCCGGGCGCGAUAAUGGCGGGCAGCUCCGUGACCCUCUCUUGCCGCAGCAGCGGCGAGCCUCCGGUGGAGAGCUAUGCCUGGUUCAGAGAUCGCCAGAGCGGCAGCCUGCCCGACAGCUUCAAGCCCCAGCUUUACCUGAGGAAGACGAGGCCCUCUGACUUUGGGCUGUACUACUGCGUAGCCAGGAACUCCCUGGGCUUCGAGAGGUCCAGCCCCGCCCUGCUCAACAUCACCUACGCGCCGACGGGGACCGAGGCGCUGGUCAGCCCCGGUGGUGACAUCACGGAGGGCUCGUCGGUGAACCUGACCUGCCGCAGCAGCGCCAACCCGCCGGUGGCGCGGUACGCCUGGCACCAGGUCUCCGGCGCCCGCUCCUGGGGCAGGGGGUCCCUGCAGAACCUCAGCUUCCCCAGCGUCCGAGCCCAUCACGCCGGCCGGUACUACUGCACCGCGUGGAGCCCCCUCGGGCAGGAGACCUCCGUCCCCGUCGGCCUGCCCGUGCUGUACGCCCCCAAGAACACUUCGGUGUCAGCGCGGCCGUCCAGCGAAAUCGACGCGGGCACCUCGGUCACCCUGACCUGCAGCAGCAACGCCAACCCCGCCGUGGAGAACUACACCUGGUUCAGGGUCGAUGAAGCUGAGGCGUGGGUAACCCGAUCGGGCCCCAGCUACACCAUCGCUGAGGUCAGCCCCGGGGAGGGGGGGCGCUACUACUGCCAGGCCCGUAACCGGAUCGGGGCACACAGCUCGCCCAUCCUCACCGUCCGGGUGCGAGGCAGGCUGAAAGUGAUCGCAUUGGCUUCUGCUGUGGGCGUGUCCGCCGGUCUCAUCACACUCACUGUGAUGGUCAUGAUAAGUAAGAACAUGCACAGGGUUGACACUGAGUCUGCUGAAGAAGACAAGCAGGUGGAGUUAAUACAACGGACAUCCUCGUCAUCAGGGGACACAAUGUUUCUUGAGACACUUCAAGAGACGUUUCAGGCGAGAUCCACAAAGAUGACAGACAUACCAGAGGAGCCGGAGGAUGUGUAUGAGAAUGUGCACGAGAAUGUGCAUCCCUGCAUCGUCCCCAUAAAGGAUGUGACUCAGAACCCAGAGGCAGACGGCCCUCUCAACUACAUCACAGUUCAUUUCUCCCAGAGGUUCAGCCACGAGCAAAUUCCUGCCACAAAAACACCAUCAGAUGGAGAAAAAGAGUCUAGGAACGCCUCUGAUGUCAUCUACACAGCUGUGGCCAGGCCCAGUCAUUUGUAGAGAUGCUGUAUGUGUGGGUCCUGCUCAGAUGAAUGACUUUGUGUCCCCUGCCUACAAUUCAUCCUGCUCAUCAGAUGCAUUGAAGGGCGUGGCAUUUUAAUUCAACUCACAUCUUCACAUGGACUUUCAGUUUUGACAUUCUGUUGUCCCAAUUCAAUACCUAGCUGCUAUUAAUAUACUUGGCCAUGAAAUAUAUGACUCGACUCACUUCACUAUUAACAGACUAAUUUAAUAAAUACUUUUGUUCAUAGAAAAUGUCUGAUUUUGGAGUUUCUCUUUUGCUGGUGGUUUAAAGUGAGAGGCGUAGAACUGAACUCCACUUAACAGGCUAUAUUAUGAGGUAGCGCUGAGAGGCAAGCACUGUGAAAAAUAUUUACAUUUCAAUGAUUUAUGGCCAGGUUAUAACGGUUGUAUGACAACAGGCGGUCUUUAAGUUGCAUGCUAUUUCCAUGUUAAAAAGCUGUAUGUAAAUAAAGCGGAGGAAGGUUUGCAUUCUUUCAUACCCCCUUCAUGAGAAAAGCUGGUUUAUGUUUAAUUCGCUCCCACACUGUGAUAGAAACAAACUUGUGCCAGAAAUAAAAUGGUGUUUGUGUUUAAAUAUAACUGUAAUAAUGACUGUUAUUUAACUACAGUGUCUAGUAUUGCUAUUUCAAAAUGCAAAAUGUAUGCAAUAUAGUUGACUGCGAGAACACGAAGAUCAUAAUGCAUUGUUCCAAAGUAAUAUUAAAUUACCCACAAUUACCAACUGUACGUUUCAAAGUUAUGAUGUGGCGCCUUAACAACUACAAAUCAGAACAUGCAGUGUAAUAGCAUGACAAUUAAUGCAGACUAAGAUUUGUAAAAGUAAACAGUGCAUGAUGUCAACAGGAACAAGAGAGGCCAAGAAAAAGGGGGGUGAGUGAGAAAGAGUGUAAAGGGUUGCCAGGCAACACACGGUAAGGACAGGUAAGGGCACCUGUUUGACGACUUGGGUGUUAUGAAAUGAGAGCCGCCUUUUUUUGUUGGCUGCAGCAUAAGCAGGUGAACCAGUUUUUAUGCAUUAAUAUGGGAACAAACAAAUUUCUGAGGAGUAAAAUGUAAAUGCAAAUCAAGAAAUUUAUGGCUAUGAACACUGUAAGCCAGAUGUUGGCUGGGAUAACUGAGCUACUUUGUUUUUUUCUAAUCAAGAGAACAUUAGAUAUCAUCCAAAAUCAUUUGUGUUUAAUAACCGAUUCCAGACGAGAGAUCUCUAGAACCUUCUUUGUGUAUCACUAUUCCCGUGUGAUUUAUAUUCUGGGUCCAGAAUGUCUGUUCAAUUUGACACAAACUUGUUCGUAAUGUUUUACAUGCGAAUGUUAAGUUAAACGUUAAGUUAA